Penicillium concentricum is the source of this 822-nucleotide messenger RNA. RefSeq lists its product as uncharacterized. The transcript is spliced from 2 exons. The record is from RefSeq and is a predicted model, not a curated record. NCBI's taxonomy places the organism in Eukaryota, Fungi, Ascomycota, Eurotiomycetes, Eurotiales, Aspergillaceae. The coding region runs from base 1 to 822 and encodes 273 amino acids.
AUGCCUUGGAAUAAACGUCCACCCAGUAUCUUUCACGAUGAAUCAUGGUCUACACUAUGGCGUUCAACAGAGUUUCCACCCGAAGAAACACACUCCGAGCGUUAUUACCGACAUCAAGCUGGAGGAUGGCCACGGGGCUGGGCGAUCUAUCGUACCUCCUAUAUAGAAAUAUCCGACGAAGACUGGGCUAGAGCUAUCGAAAAGCUUGACCAGGCCUGUUUGGCUGGCCUUGAGUUUUCUGAGUGCUGGUGGUCUAAAGCUGGAUUCACGCAUAUUGAAAUGAUCCGCGAAGGCUAUCGAAAUAUUAUGUUUGAAGAUCCCACCUUGGAAGGAGCAUCAGAAGCCGUUAUUCAACGUCGGCAUACACAAUGGGUCGAAGACCAUGGCCUUUACGUGUGUAGUGCCGUCCCUCGCCUUAACUACCCUCUUUUGCUGGAUGAACGCUGUGUGCGGUCAAUUCUAGCUAGCGCGGAGCCAAUAAGACCAACUACUCCGCAAUCUGAACCGAGGGGAAUGGUCGGUUAUGUUAACGUCCUCGACGGUGAUUUGGUCUUUGAAGAUCGGCAAGAGGAAGAUGGAGAGUACUACUAUGGAUUGGUACGGGCUCACUUGGAUUGUUUGUUUCGCUUCUGUAUCAAUUGUGAAAACCUGGUGACUGAGCAGGACUGGGGCUCCUGGGGUAUGGACAACCCUAAUGCUAUGCCUUACGUUGAUGGCCGCGACCUCACAUUCGAGAUUAAGGAAAUGUUUCUUUCUACUUCGGAUCGAGACUUCGAGAGGACAGCUAGGAUCACUGAGCUUGAGUUUAAAGGAAACCAGUAA